This is a messenger RNA of Toxotes jaculatrix (banded archerfish), 1348 nucleotides long. It is a transcript of the gene pex12, whose product is annotated as peroxisomal biogenesis factor 12. Gene Ontology annotation, molecular function: ubiquitin-protein transferase activity; protein binding; zinc ion binding. The record is from RefSeq and is a predicted model, not a curated record. NCBI's taxonomy places the organism in Eukaryota, Metazoa, Chordata, Actinopteri, Toxotidae. The transcript has 4 exons. Gene Ontology annotation, cellular component: peroxisomal membrane; peroxisomal importomer complex. Gene Ontology annotation, biological process: protein monoubiquitination; protein import into peroxisome matrix. The coding region runs from base 240 to 1340 and encodes 366 amino acids.
GGAGGCGGAAGUUGUGGUUGUUGUGGAGUAAAUAUAUGGACGUACGGUAUAUCGUGAGUUAUCAGCAGCAGAUGAGAAAUGGGAAAUAACCAGCCUUUCUGUUUUUGCUGUGCUGUUUUCCGCAACAUGAACUGUUUGUAAAUGACCGUGUGAUGUCGAAGAGACGCCAGGAAACACCCGUCACGUAGUCCUGCUAACCAGCGGCUAACAGCUAGCAGAGGAAGGUAGCAGCAGCAGCCAUGGCCGAGGCCGGAGCUCAUCUGACCUCCACCGCUGUUAACGAGCAGCCGUCGAUCUUUGAGGUCCUGGCACAAGAGUCUCUGAUGGAGGCGGUCAAACCUGCACUGAGACACGCCGUCAAAGUUCUGGCAGAGUCCAACCCGUCCAGUUUUGGCUUUCUGUGGCAGCGCUUUGAUGAGCUCUACCUGCUGCUGGACCUCCUUCUCCAGAACCACUUCCUGUCUCACUCCAGUGCCUCCUUCUCUGAGAACUUCUACGGCCUGAAAAGAGUUUCAGGUAAGCGGGGGGGACUUGCUGCUCGCCUGGGACUGAACUGGAAGUCGCACUGGCGAUCUCUUCUUCUUCUGUGCCUGGUGCCGUACCUGCGGGCAAAGCUGGAGACGACGCUGGCGCAGCAGAGGGAUGAGGAGGACUUCUCCAUUCAGCUGGCACGAACCAGGAGCCAGAGGCUGUACCGGGCGGCCGUGGCGGCGUACCCGUACGUCAACACAGCCUGGCAGGCCUGGGUCUUCUGUCAGCAGCUGCUCUUUGUCUUUGGCGUUGCUAAAACCCAUAGUCCUCUGCUGUGGCUGGCCAGGGUGAGACUGGCACGACUGAACGCUCAAGACAUCAGAGACAUAGAGCUGAAGGCCAGCAACACUGGAAACCCAGCUGGCAAGAGCCUGGUGCACAGAGUGUGGUGGUUGAUGUCACAAGCAGCGAGGGCCGUGGCCGUCCCCCUCUCCACCUCCCUCUCCCUGGGCGUGUUCUUCCUGCAGUUCCUGGAGUGGUGGUACUCCUCUGAAAACCAGAGCACCGUCAAAGCCCUCACCUCCCUGCCUGCUCCUCCGCCCCCCCUCCACCUGCAGGAGGAGCACAGCCGCGGGGAUUCUCCAUUCGUCUCGACCAAUCACCGCAAAGAAACUCAGCAGGGCUCUGAGCUCAGGAACUGUCCUCUGUGCCGGAGGCUCCGCACCAACACCACGGUACUGUCCACCUCUGGCUUCGUCUUCUGUUACCGCUGCAUCUACACGUACGUGAAAGCCAACCGCCGCUGCCCGGUCACCGGAUAUCCCACCGAACUGCAGCACCUCAUCAAGAUAUAUUCACCGGAGAGCUAGACCACAGU